AGACGAGCCGCCCUUCGCACGCCCCCGCCCAGAGGGGACCUGGCCGCAGAGGAGGCGGCGGUACCUUGGACAGAGCCGCCGCGACUCGAGAGCCCGCCCGGCAGCCGCUCCGGAGCGCCCCGACGAGCAGAACUGAGGCGUGAGGCUCCAUAAGUGCCCCCAAGUGUCUUCAAUUUCUGUCCUCAACAAAAGAUACCAAAAGAAAUGCAGAAAUGCCUGACCUAGAAAAAAACACGCAGAAGAAAGAGAAAGAUACAAGCAGUAAAGAUGAGACAGCAGUGCCAAAACUUCCAGUUCCACCACUGCAACAGACCUUAGGUAUGUACCUACAGUGCAUGAAACACUUGGUGCCAGAGGAGCAAUUUAAGAAGACCAAGGUCAUAGUGGAACAGUUUGGAAUUCCUGGAGGCCUGGGGGAAUCCUUGCAGAAAAUUCUUGAAGAAAGAAGGGAAAAGACAAUGAACUGGGUGUUUAACUACUGGCUGGAUGACAUGUACCUCAACAACCGGCUGGCUCUUCCAGUCAAUUCCAGCCCAGCAAUUAUCUUUGCUCGUCAGUAUUUCAAGGAUGUAAAUGACCAGCUGAGGUUUGCCGCCAAUCUCAUUUCAGGAGUGCAAGACUACAAAGCUUUACUGGACACCCAUGCUUUACCUGCUGAUUUUUCUCGUGGACAGCUGUCUGGUCAUCCUCUCUGUAUGAAGCAAUACUAUGGACUCUUUUCUUCCUAUCGCCUUCCAGGACCUACCAAAGAUACCCUCGUGGCCCAGAAAAGCAAUGUAAUGCCAGAACCAGAACACAUCAUUGUUGCUUGUAACAAUCAGUUUUUUGUUUUGGAUGUUGUCAUUAAUUUCCGCCGUCUCAGUGAGGGAGAUCUUUUCACUCAAUUACAAAAGAUAGCCAAAAUGGCAGAGAAUGAAGAGGAAAUGCUGCCUCCAAUUGGCCUGCUGACAACAGAUGGAAGAACAGAGUGGGCAGAGGCCAGGACCACCCUUAUGAAAGACUCCACUAACCGCGACUCUCUGGACAUGAUUGAACGGUGCAUAUGCCUGGUGUGCCUGGACAGCCCCAGUGGGGUGGAACUCAAUGAUACAAACAUGGCAUUGCAGCUGCUGCACGGAGGAGGCUACCAUAAAAACGGGGCCAAUCGCUGGUACGACAAACCCAUGCAGUUUGUGGUAGGAAGAGACGGAGUCUGCGGCACCGUGUGUGAACAUUCCCCGUUCGACGGCAUCGUCAUGGUGCAGUGCACUGAAUACUUGCUCAAGCACGUGAAAGAAAAUUCCAAGAAAUUAGUACGAGCUGAUUCAGUGAGCGAGCUUCCUGCUCCACGGAGACUAAGAUGGAAAUGUUCCCCUGAAAUUCAGACACAUUUGGCAUCAUCAGCAGAAAAACUCCAAAGGAUAGUGGAAAAUCUGGAUUUUAUUGCCUACAAGUUUGAGCACUAUGGAAAGGAAUUUAUUAAGAAACAAAAGGUUAGCCCAGAUGCCUACAUUCAAGUAGCACUUCAGCUGGCAUUCUACAGAUGCCACAGGAGACUUGUCCCGACCUAUGAAAGUGCUUCCCUACGCCGAUUUGAUGAGGGCCGGGUGGACAAUAUCAGGUCUUCUACCUCAGAAGCAUUUGCUUUUGUGAAAGUAAUGACUGAUGACAAGACAGCUGUAUCGGAUUCUGAGAAGAUGCAGAGAUUUAAGGAUGCAAUUACAGCUCAGACUAAUUACUCUAUUCUGGCUAUUACAGGAAUGGCAAUAGACAAUCACCUGCUAGGGCUCAGAGAGGUGGCACGGGAACACUUCAAGGAACUGCCAGAGAUAUUUACGGAUGAGACAUACUUGACAAGCAAUCGAUUCAUCCUCUCAACCAGCCAGGUUCCAACUACUAUGGAAAUGUUCUGCUGCUACGGGCCUGUGGUGCCCAAUGGAUAUGGGGCAUGUUAUAACCCUCAGCCAGAGCAUAUAUUAUUCUGCAUCUCAAGCUUUAAAGAAUGUAAAGAAACCUCCUCAGCUGUGUUUGCAAAAGCUGUGGAAGAAAGUCUCCUAGCAAUGAGAGAUCUGUGCAAUAAAUGCAAUUCUGCUACGGCAAAGCCACUUGCUAAACAAGAUGCAGCCACACAGCUGCAGAGUGCCAGCAAACACUAAGAAGGAUGUGAGAAUUAUUCUCCUGAUCCACCUUGUGAAGAAACAUGACAUAGUUGUUCAAAGGCAAGAUCAUAAUAGUAAUAGAACAGUGUGCAACCAAA
This is a messenger RNA of Empidonax traillii (willow flycatcher), 2236 nucleotides long. RefSeq names its product choline O-acetyltransferase (gene CHAT). Gene Ontology annotation, biological process: acetylcholine biosynthetic process; neuromuscular synaptic transmission. Gene Ontology annotation, cellular component: neuron projection; cytoplasm. NCBI's taxonomy places the organism in Eukaryota, Metazoa, Chordata, Aves, Passeriformes, Tyrannidae. The record is from RefSeq and is a predicted model, not a curated record. Gene Ontology annotation, molecular function: choline O-acetyltransferase activity. The transcript is spliced from 15 exons. Bases 213 to 2135 code for a protein of 640 amino acids.